AUGUUUCAUCCGAACAUUUUCGACAGCCACCACCACCUUCUCGACAUGGCCCACAAGGACCAAGAAAACGAGACGGACCUCAUCAGAGACGACGAUCUUUACGGGUCUAAUAAGUCGGUGACUGAGCUAAUGGAGGCUCAAUCCGGCGACGACGACGACCAAGAUCCGGCCCAAAUAAGGCCCAACAAGAAGAAGCGGUAUCACCGCCACACGCAACACCAAAUCCAAGAAAUGGAAUCGUUUUUUAAGGAAUGCCCUCACCCGGACGACAAGCAAAGGAAGGAUCUCGGUCGACGGUUGGGGUUAGAGCCUUUGCAAGUCAAGUUUUGGUUUCAGAACAAGAGGACCCAAAUGAAGGCUCAACACGAAAGAUCCGAAAACACGCAAUUGAGGAACGAGAACGACAAGCUAAGAGCCGAGAAUGUACGCUACAAAGAGGCCCUAAGUUGUGCCACUUGUCCGAAUUGUGGGGGCCCGGCUGCCAUUGGCGAGAUGUCGUUUGACGAGCAACACUUGAGGAUCGAGAACGUUCGCUUGAGAGAGGAAAUUGCUAGGAUUUCAGGUAUGGCUGCGAAAUACGUGGGGAAAUCGAUGCAAUCGUAUCCGCAUCUCUCACCCGGCUCAUCAUCUCGUUCGCUUGAUAUUGGAGUUGAGAAUAAUUUCGGGCUGCAAUCUGGCAUGACAGGCGAGAUUGGUGUUGUUGAUCUUCUAAGGUCGGUAUCAGGUCCAACUGAAGCCGAAAAGCCCGUGAUAAUCGAGCUGGCUGUUGCGGCUAUGGAGGAGCUAAUCCAGAUGGCCCAAAGUGGAGAGCCUCUUUGGAUCCCGACCAUCGACUGUAAUUCUCUCGAGGCAUUGAACGAGGAGGAGUACGUAAGGGUUUUUCCGAGAGGGAUCGAGCCUAAGCCCUUAGGGUUUAAGUCCGAGGCCUCUCGCGAGUCAGUUAUCGUGAUAAUGAAUCACAUGAACUUGGUGGAGCUAUUCAUGGAUGUGAAUCGAUGGUCGAGCAUGUUUUCGUGUAUUGUUUCUAGAGCGACGACUUUGGAGGUUUUGUCGACCGGCAUGGCGGGUAACUAUGAUGGAGCUUUACAAGUGAUGAACGCCGAGUUCCAAGUCCCUUCUCCGUUGGUCCCGACUCGCGAGAACUACUUCGUGAGGUACUGCAAACAACAUGGGGACGGGAAUACUUGGGCAGUUGUCGAUGUUUCGUUAGACAACCUUAGUCCCAAUUCGAUGUCAAGGUGUAGGAGAAGGCCUUCGGGCUGCCUCAUUCAAGAAUUGCCCGAUGGCUACUCAAAAGUUACUUGGGUCGAACAUGUGGAGGUGGACGAUAGAGCGGUCCAGAACAUCUACAAGCCGCUCGUCAACUCAGGUACCGCAUUUGGGGCGAGACGUUGGGUGGCUACACUCGACCGACAAUGUGAGCGCUUGGCGAGUGUUAUGGCCGACAACAUAUCAUCCGGAGACGUUGGAGCUAUGGUGAUAUCAUCGCCAAAGGGUCGAAAGAGCAUGCUGGGGCUGGCUGAAAGAAUGGUGACAAGCUUUUGCACGGGGGUCGGUGCAUCGACCGCGCACACGUGGACGACAAUGUCGGGAAGUGGGCCGGACGAUGUCAGGGUCAUGACCCGGAAAAGCAUGGACGACCCCGGCAGGCCUCCGGGAAUCGUGCUAAGUGCUGCAACUUCCUUCUGGCUCCCGGUGCCCCCCAAAAGGGUGUUCGAUUUCUUGCGCGACGAGAACUCGAGGAACGAGUGGGACAUCCUUUCCAACGGCGGUCUCGUUCAAGAAAUGGCCCACAUCGCCAAUGGCCGUGACCCGGGAAACUCCGUCACCUUGCUUCGAGUCAACAGCGCGAACUCGAGCCAGAGCAACAUGUUGAUACUCCAAGAGAGUUGCGUGGACCCCACGGGCUCGUACGUGAUCUACGCCCCAGUCGACAUCAUCGCCAUGAACGCUGUCCUCAGCGGCGGUGACCCGGACUAUGUGGCCCUCCUCCCAUCGGGCUUCGCCAUACUGCCCGAUGGGCCGGGUGGCGGGCCGGGCACGGGCUCUGAAGUCGGGUCUGGUGGGUCCCUGUUGACUGUCGCAUUCCAGAUACUGGUCGACUCGGUCCCGACCGCUAAGCUCUCCUUGGGUUCGGUGGCGACGGUCAACAGCCUUAUCAAGUGCACAGUCGAGAGGAUUAAGGGCGCCGUUUUGUGCGAAGCCUCGUGA
Striga hermonthica is the source of this 2211-nucleotide messenger RNA. The record is from the annotation of a GenBank genome assembly. Lineage: Eukaryota; Viridiplantae; Streptophyta; Magnoliopsida; Lamiales; Orobanchaceae.